Messenger RNA from Sebastes umbrosus (honeycomb rockfish), 3568 nucleotides. It is a transcript of the gene tlcd5a, whose product is annotated as TLC domain containing 5a. The transcript is spliced from 3 exons. Lineage: Eukaryota; Metazoa; Chordata; Actinopteri; Perciformes; Sebastidae. Gene Ontology annotation, cellular component: membrane. Bases 805 to 1533 code for a protein of 242 amino acids. The record is from RefSeq and is a predicted model, not a curated record.
CACUGCAAAUUUCCCCACUGCGGGACUAAUAAAGGAAUAUCUUAUCUUAUCUUAUCUUAUCUCACCUACCUAUUGCAGCUGUUUAACAUCACAGGUGAAAAUGAUAAAACGAUAAGUGGAAAAUGUAUUAAUAAUUUCAGUAAUUUUUCAAGCAAACAAAUAAACAUUCACAGUUUCCUGCCUAUCCAAUGUGAGGAUUUCAUGCUUUCUUAAUUAAUAUAUUAAAUAAACUGAAUAUCUUUGGGUUUUGGACUGUCGGUUGGUCAAAACAAUCAAUUUGAAUACAUCACAUUGGGUUAUAAUGGGCAUUUUUCAUUAUUAUCUAACAUUUUUAAAAUAGUUACACCUAUACUAUACAGUUAUCCCACUAAAUAUAAUAUUACAGCUUCACCUCCCGUGCUAUCCUGACAUAAUGUAUCCAUACAAGCAAAAAAACAACAAUACAUUUUAUUAUUAUUACACAUACCAUUUAAUAACAGCUGAAAGAACCCCAUGUGAACUGUCUGAGACCCAACACCCAGUAACCUCUCAUCUAGUUUUGAAACUUGCUUGAAGUCUUUCAGACUCAAAUGUACGUCUUGUCCCGGUUCAGUUAGGGUGGGCCUGACCAUCUGCAUGGUCUCACCUCCUCCUAGUACAAACGUCACAGCAGAAGAAGAGACGUCCCCCUCACCCCACCAGACCCUCGGCCGGCCAACUAUAGUGCUAUUAUAGUUCAAGCAAAGGCUAAUUGUUAGUCACUUACAAAGGAUUGCACAGUCCAAGUCUCUGGGCGGUAAUGCUGUCUUUUUCUACUAAGAGAAGAUGGCACUGGUCGUGGUUGGUGCUCUCCUGUGCCUGUCUUGUUGGAUCUCUCUCUACUUUAUCUUGUGUAAUGUUAACGGGUCCAGGAGCUGUGAGUGGAACUGUCGCCUCGUCACCCUGGUACACGGCAUCCUGGCAGUCUGCAUCACAGGGUACAUAGGCUACGUGGAUGGACCCUGGCCUUUCACUUAUCCAGGUACUAAGAACACUCCUCUGCAGAUAAGUGCCAUGGUGGUGAGCCUGACUUACUUUAUUUUUGAUAUGGCCUGGUGCGUGUACUUCCGCACAGAGGGACCCGUUAUGCUGGCCCACCACACCAUGAGCAUCCUGGGAAUCCUGUUGACCCUGUGGUUGGGGGAGUCUGGCAUCGAGUCGUGCGCGGUACUCUUUGGCAGCGAAAUCACCAACCCCCUCCUGCAGACACGCUGGUUCCUCAAACAGACAGGACGUUACGGGACGCGGCUGGGGGACGUUGUGGACGUCCUGUUCGUGUCGCUGUUUGUGUUGAUGCGAGUCUUUGUGGGAGGCACAAUGCUGUACUGUGAGCUGAUCUCCCCGAGACCCAGAUUCUUCAUCAAGUGCGGGGGAGUGGCUAUGUACGCUCUAUCCUGGGUGUUCAUGGUGGACAUUGUUCGAUUUGCCAUUCGGAAGAGGAAGAGCUGGCAAAAACAGAAGAGAGACCAACAAGAGACGGUGGCAGCUAAUGGUCUUGAAGUGAAGAAGGACUGAUCGGCUUUCUCUAAAGGAAAUCUAUGUCGGUGCUUUUCACUUUGGAAGCGCAAGGGAAAGUGCAAAGAAAAUCAACUUUUUGUAUGUUAAACUGGGAUAUUUCAAAGUCAUGGUUUUCUAUGUCAAGCAAUAUCCUGUGACGUCUGUCUGUAAGGUCUAACACCUGCGCAUUUUUAAACUCGUUUUUUAAUGCAGCCAUUGCAGUUGAUCACAUGUUUGAUUAUUGUGUAAAAUGUGCAGUUAACAAACAACACAGAUGUAGUUUAUGUCACUGAAAACCAAAGCACUUUCUAUCAACACAUGAACAGAUGUUGCUUUCAGUGCAGUGAACUGUGGCCUAGUCAUAUGUGGUGGUGGUGGUGUUGUUGCUCCAAAUGAAAGCUCCAUGUUAUGAAAGAGACAGUUUACAUGUAAUGCCCGUCCUUAUUGUGAAACAUUUUUAGCCAUUUCAAAAAAGUUAGGAUUGAUUUUCUUGUAAUUCUGUGUUUUUUUGGUGCUUGGGAAACUUUGAGCAGAUGUGAAAGGUAUACUACUCAGGGACAUGAAGUCAUACCAGAAAGUUGGGAUGGACUCCAGAGAAAUGUGUGUGAUGUUACUUUGUUUAAUCUAGUUUAUAGCAAUCCCUAUAACAUUUUGCCUACUGUCUGAAAUCCUAUUCCAGAGCCUGCCCAAAAAAAUAUUUAUUUUACUUUGCUCGUGUAAAGUGAUACAUAGAGAGGAACCUUUCAAUUACAUAGUUCUACACUGGUAAUGCUCUUAUUUUGCAGUCCAUUUGGAUAUAAAUAUCUUGAAAUGUUUGGUGAAAUGGUGUUAGAAUUUGUACUUUAUGUAGUAUAUUAAGUUAUUUGAGGUGUCUGAUUUCAAAAGAUCUGCACUCUGUACUGCUAGCUCCCAGUUAAUUUAAUUUAAUAGUCAUGUUUCAGUCUCACAGAGAUCUUGUCAUGCAAUACAAUUUCAUGUGAGGUAUCUGUGCAGUGUGCUGGUCUUUUAUCUGGCUUCUUCUUCAGUUACAUUUUUUUUAUCCAGCACCUUUAAAUGUUUUUGAGAUGUACAUGCUCUAUACUCUGUUUGUUUUAAUCUUUGAGACAAACUAAUGUCAGGUUGCCCCUGACUAGGAUAGAAUGAAAACCUGUGCAAUCAUACAUGCAUCUUUUGUUUCUAGCCCCUAAAAUGUUAGAUUUUCACAUUUAGUCUUAACACAAGGCAGUGACACACACACACACACAACUAGGGCUGGGCAAUAGUUGGCAUCUAUCUACUGUCAGUAAAAUCAUAUCAAGAUUAUAUAAUCAUAUUGAGUUAUUAUUUUACAAAAUACUACAUACAUACAUACUAGUUAUUUAAUUUUUGGAUUUACAUGUGUGAAGAGUUUGUCUGAGUUUUAGUAUUUAAUGUGUGAUUUUUGCCUACAUUUAUUGCCAUAAUGUGAUAUUAACUAUCAGCAAAAUAUUCAUCUCAAUAUUGUGACAUUGAUUUGAACCAUAUUGUCCAGACAGACACACAAGUGCAUUAUGGGAUGAAGGCAGGUGGGUUGUUAUGUGUAGAGAACAUUAUGAUUUAGCCCGCUCCAUGACUGGAUUUGUUCCAUGCCAAGAAAGUUAACAGGUUUCAUCUUUGUGCUCAGACUUUAUACCGGUGUUGUUGUUAUUAUUAUGACCAUAUCUUGUUUGUUAUUUUAGUGCACAUGGAUAUCUGCAGUAAUGUGCUAAAACACUUGCCAUCCCUUUGUUUUCCUAUUUAUAUUUGAUUGAGAUUUGAUUUGUUGCACUCACACAAGGUCUGUUUACCUGGCCGUCACUGUUAAGAAUCAUGUGAGCAUCACCAUUACAUCUAAGAAAGUCAAAAUCUAACUGGUGUGUGCCUUAGUUAUCUGAAUGUACUUUCCUAAUUUGUUGAAUUGUUUUUUUGUCUUGUGCUGUACUGUAAAACCUCCAACAUAAGGAUAGGAAUAACGAAGAACCAUUUUCAGAUUGGGGUUUCAUGAUUUGCCUUUGUAAUCCCUGCGUGAAGUCAAAUAAAGGUGUGAUAGAUUGUU